CUAUUGGAAGUGACUCUGCAGCAGCAGCAGCAGCAGCAGCAGUUGUUGAUGAUGCAGAGUUCACCCCCCUAGUCUCUGGAAGUCGCUUUGGGAGAAAAAGCCUCCGCUGAACGACUCGUUAAUAAUAAUAAUAAUAAUAAUAAUAAUAAUAAUAAUAAUAUCACGGAUAUGACAGAUGAAACGGUAGCCGUGUCAGUCCCGAGAUGAAGUGAUACCUUUUAUUGCAAAAACUCAACAAGAAUUAAUCACAAGACUUCACGACCUCAGACUGAAGAAGAAACCUUUGAAAUCUUGAGAUUAAUUAUUUGUCCGUGCAGUAAAAGGUAUCACUUCUUCUUCUCUUGUCUACAGAUGUGAUACAAUGCUUAGCCACCCCUCUAUAUUACUAUUUUUUAAAUUCAGCCUCAUUAAGCACAUUAUUAGGGUCUAAUUAAGCACAUUAUUAGCCAAACCAGCCGACACAGCAAGGGGUUAAUAUCAUGUGGGCUGCAAAAGGAAGUGAAAAUGAAAGUAAAAAGUACAAGGACGCAGGAGACAUUUUAUUUGAUUCGAACAACGAGAGAAAACGCCAUUAUCUAAGACGAAUGAGACACAAUUUUACUGAAAAUGGAAGUGCCAAGGCAAGAGGCUGGAGCAUUAGAGGGUGUACAAACACAAACUCCCAGCUCCUCUGAAAUCAGGAUUGUGUUGCUGGGGAAAACCGGAGUUGGGAAGAGUGCCUCAGGGAACACCAUUCUGGGAAGAAAAGAGUUUAAGUGGAAACUCAGCCCCAACUCAGAGACCAAGGAGUGUCUUAAGAAAAAAGGAGACGUUGCUGGAAGACCCGUUGCUGUGGUCGACACACCAGGUUUUUAUGAUACAGUCCUGCCUGUAAAAGAUGUUGUAACUGAGGUUGUGAAAUGCAUCACCCAGUCUGCCCCGGGACCCCACGCUUUCCUCCUGGUGAUACAGCUGGGACGAUUCACAGAGGAAGAGAAGAAAACAGUGAAGCUAAUCCAGGAGAUUUUCGGUGAGGGAGCUGGCAAGUACAUAAUGAUCCUUUUUACCCGAGUGGAUGAUCUAGAGGAAGAGGAGACGAUCGAGCAAUAUGUCAAAGCUGCUGAAGGUGAUCUCAAGAAACUGCUAAUGGAAUGUGGGAACAGGUAUCAUGCCUUCAACAACAAAGAAAAGAACGAUCGCACUCAGGUCACAAAGCUCAUAGAGAAAAUAGAGGCCAUGGUGACAGCAAACAACAACACCUACUACACCAGUGAGAUGUACCAGGAAGCAGAGGCAGCGAUACAAAAAAGAGAAGAAGAGAUCAUGAAGGAGAAGGAAGAGCAAAUAGACAGGGAGAGAGAGGAGCUGAAGGGAAAGUGCCUACAAGAGCUUCAAGAAGAAAUGGGGAAGAUAGAGAAAAUCCAAGAAGAAAAACAGAGAGAAAUGAGAAAGAGCGAGUUAGUGUUAGAGUGUGAGAAAAGACAAGAGAGAAAGUGGGCAUUUUUAUUGACACGUCACAGGGAAGAUGCAAGACAGGAAGCAGAAAACUCCAAUAGUUUCCUAAAGCUAUACAUAGAAAUUCUAUUUAUAGUGGUAAAAGGAGCAGCAGUGGCAAUAGCAGAGACAGGUGUAUUAGGGGAACGAACUGCAAAGGCAGUGAGAGAACGCUGUAUAACACAGUGAGGUCCAAUGGACCAGCCGCAGACAGUACCAAACAGCACACACACACCAUUUUUCAAUAGAAAUUCACAUGCAGGUCAAACAGGUUGAAGGGUAUUUUCUUUUUCUUUAAGCCACAAGAUUCCUGGGCCAAUUAUCAUAACUAUUGCUUGACAUGUUGGAAAAACACAACAAGUAGAGAAAAUCAGUUUAGAAUCAAUAGUGUGUUUCUAUAGAGCAGGGGCGUCCAAUCAAUCCGGUCCUGGAGGGCCAUUAUUCCACUCAGGUUUUACAGGUACAAUGAGAUCAUGAACUACUGCAGGGUCUGGAUGGGGGUUCAAUUGGUUCAAUUGAACAAUUUAGAGCAGGGCUGGAACAAAGACCAGGACUGGAAUUAUCAGCUUUGGCCACCCUGCUAUAGCGCAUGUAUUAGGAAUGUAUUGUUACACAGUGUAGUGUUUUUUAAAUAUUUCUUUAUGCUGCUUUUGUAACAAUUGUGAUUAUUAAAUGUUAAAUUCUGUAAUAGUCGAUGGUGUUGCUCAGGUACUGCUGUUAAAAUCUGUUCUAAUAAAAAGGUAUGUUUUGAAAUCCUC
Acipenser ruthenus (sterlet) is the source of this 2231-nucleotide messenger RNA. RefSeq names its product GTPase IMAP family member 9-like. The coding region runs from base 607 to 1662 and encodes 351 amino acids. The transcript is spliced from 2 exons. Gene Ontology annotation, molecular function: GTP binding. Lineage: Eukaryota; Metazoa; Chordata; Actinopteri; Acipenseriformes; Acipenseridae. The record is from RefSeq and is a predicted model, not a curated record.